AUGAAAGCCGGCGACCCUACGAACACGCCUCGCUACGAUGCCCACCGAGGCUUUAUGAUGAGCCUUUGGAUGGUCCCCUUCAUCUUGGGUGGAGUCUAUGCGGCUGCUUUACUUGGUCACUUCCUCGCGGAUCUAGGUUACCACAGCUUUCAAGAUGCUAAAGACGCAAUUCGACAGUUCAAGCACUUGGCGUCGCGCGGUGCUGGUCGCGGAGCCGCCGAAGGUGGUGUGGCCGGGGAAUCCGGCACUCGUUUCGGAGAGGACACAACUGGAACUGGAUCUGCCAGCCAACCUGGUUAUCACGCAGUUCCAACCUCUGUCACCUCUGGCUCUGCCGCCACUCUCCCGGAAGAGACCGGGGACACUGAGGGCGAAGAGCCUCGUUAUAUGAAUCUGCGCAAGCGCUUCGAGCGUGCAGCCAAGGCGGCCCGUACCACCUUUCUGCUCUCUCUCAUCAUCGCCACCGUCGGCUCCAUUCCCAUCGAAUACGCCUGCACCACCAGUCGCGAUGCUCUUCCCGGCAUGCCUCCUAUCCGCGAGUGCCACACCUGUCUCACGAACGCCGCGAGCCUUCCCAUGGUCAUCCUCUCGUGGGUGUUCCUCGCCAUGUCUGCUAUGUGGGUUCUUCUCGAUCUCAGUCUCAGCCAUGUUUCCAGCCUCGAAGGUGUCAGUGUUUUGAUGGAUCUGCUGGCCGAGCCUUUGGUCCUUGCAGCUUUGAUCAUCGCGCUCAGGCGUUGGAGCGCUUUGAGAAGCCGUUCUUGCUGA
This is a messenger RNA of Fimicolochytrium jonesii, 765 nucleotides long. RefSeq lists its product as uncharacterized. The transcript is spliced from 5 exons. The record is from RefSeq and is a predicted model, not a curated record. Bases 1 to 765 code for a protein of 254 amino acids. Lineage: Eukaryota; Fungi; Chytridiomycota; Chytridiomycetes; Spizellomycetales; Powellomycetaceae.